This is a messenger RNA of Pogonomyrmex barbatus (red harvester ant), 747 nucleotides long. It is a transcript of the gene mRpL12, whose product is annotated as mitochondrial ribosomal protein L12. Gene Ontology annotation, biological process: translation. NCBI's taxonomy places the organism in Eukaryota, Metazoa, Arthropoda, Insecta, Hymenoptera, Formicidae. Gene Ontology annotation, cellular component: mitochondrial large ribosomal subunit; ribosome. Gene Ontology annotation, molecular function: mRNA binding; structural constituent of ribosome. The record is from RefSeq and is a predicted model, not a curated record.
AGUUCUUUCAGAACUAAUAGCAUAUCCCUAGACGAAUCAGCUUAGAUUUGGGUCAUUCGCGCCGGAUUAUCGGAUCGGAUUGAUUUUAUUUCAUAUUUUUGCGAAAACGCGUUUGCAAUCAGUUCAAGAUGAUUAACACGGCUCGUCUGAUGUCUCGACAACGCCUUCCUCAAUUUCGUCAAUUUCACAAAUGUGUUGUCCGACACACAGAAUCCAGCACAGCAGCAGUGACAGAGGCUGCAUCAGUAGCAUCUCUACCUCCCCCAACUGGAAUCGACCAGCCAGUGAACCCAAAAAUCGACAAAAUAGCCAAUGAUAUCACUGCUCUCAAUUUGAUAGAAGUGGCACAGCUUAGUGACCUAUUAAAAAAACGACUAAAUCUGCCAGAUGCACCUGUUAUGCCUGUUGGGGGAUUUGUUGCCGCACCUCAAAUGGAGGAAGAGGAACAAAUACAAAAGAAAGUACAAACAGAAUUCACUGUUAAAUUGACAGCGUUUGAUGAGAAACAGAAGGUAGCUUUAAUCAAAGAGUUGAAGAACUUGUUACCGAACACAAAUCUUGUCCAGGCGAAAAAAUUCGUUGAAAGCGCACCUGCAAUAGUAAAGACGGAUAUACCUAAAGAAGAAGCAGAGCAAUUGCGAAAUGUUCUUACAAAAGUCGGCGCUACAAUCGAAAUUAUCUAACUUGUACGUAAAUGCACAUAUUAUUAUGUAUAAUAUUAUAAUAAAAAUUUACAUUUACAUCAAC